Molecule: messenger RNA, 2634 nt
Organism: Ricinus communis (castor bean)
Lineage: Eukaryota; Viridiplantae; Streptophyta; Magnoliopsida; Malpighiales; Euphorbiaceae
Product: G-type lectin S-receptor-like serine/threonine-protein kinase RKS1
Exons: 7
Coding region: 84-2549 (821 amino acids)
Biological process (GO): protein phosphorylation; recognition of pollen
Molecular function (GO): ATP binding; protein serine/threonine kinase activity
Source: RefSeq, a predicted model, not a curated record
AAUAGCUAAGGGUUCUUCUUGAUUAGAGAGACUUCAAGCCUUAUUUACUGAAACGUUUAGCAAAAGCCAUUGGAGGUACAAAUAUGGCUGCAGAAAUACUACAUCUACAUGCUUUCCUACUAAUCAUCCAUUUCACCUUCUCUACUUCAUUCGACACCAUUACCUUAAAUCAACCCAUUAAAGAUGGUAACCUUCUACUCUCCGAAGAAAAGACUUUCACACUCGGGUUCUUUACUCCAGGAAAUUCCAGGUACAGAUAUCUAGGAAUAUGGUAUUAUAAAAUACCAAAACAAACAAUUGUGUGGGUAGCAAAUAGGAAUAGUCCAAUCAAUGGUUCCUCAGGAAUUCUUUCAGUUAACCGAGAUGGAAACCUCAAGCUAUAUAGCAACCAUGACCAACAAGUUCCAGUGUGGUCUACAAAUGUUUCAGUUGAAGUGAGCAGCACUUGUGUUGCUCAGCUCUUGGAUUCAGGAAAUUUAGUUUUGAUGGAAGAUGCAAGUAAAAGAGUUUUGUGGCAAAGCUUUGAUUAUCCUACAGAUACUAUGCUAUCAGGAAUGAAGCUGGGGUUGGAUCGAAAGACAGGUUUGCGUCGAUUCUUAACAUCAUGGAGAUCAGCAGAUGAUCCUGGAAUUGGAGAAUACUCGCUUGAACUCAAUCCCACAGGAUCUCCACAAGUCUUUCUCUACAAGGGUAGAAAGACUAUUUGGAGAACUAUUCCAUGGCGAACAGAAACUUAUGCGGAUGUAAGAAAUUACACUUUAGUUGAUAACCAAGAUGAGAUAUCCAUUUCCCAUUUUAUUAUCGACGAUUCUGUUAUCCUAAUUAUUGUGUUGGAUUAUUUAGGAAUUCACAGACAUCUAACAUGGUAUGAAAGUGAAGGUAAAUGGAACGAAAUAUGGUUAGCCCCAAAAUAUCAAUGUGGCACAUAUGGGCAUUGUGGCAGUUACAGUAAGUGUAAUCCAGCACUUGUUGAUCGUGUAUUUGAAUGCGAUUGUUUACCUGGGUUCGAACCAAAAAAUACAAGGGUUUGGAAUAUUCUAAGAGAUGGUUCAGGUGGGUGUGUCAGGAAGCGGCUAAAAUCAUACAAAAGGUGCACUCAUGGAGAAGGGUUUCUGAAAGUGGAACAUGUUAAAGUUCCUGAUACUUCAGUAGCAACUUGGGUGAACAUGAGUAUCAAGGAUUGUGAACAAGAAUGCAGAAGGGAUUGUUCAUGCAAUGCCUACGCAAACAUAGAUAUUGUCGGGAAAGGGAUUGGUUGCCUUAUGUGGUUUGGUGAUUUAAUAGAUACAGUAGAUAAUCUUGAUGCAACAAGUGAUCUAUAUGUUCGCGUUGAUGCAGUUGAAUUAGCGGCUUCCAAGAAAUCAAGCCGGUUUCUUGGAAAGAGGAGUAUGAUUUUAAUUUUCGUAUUGUCUAUUGCUUCAGCUUGGUUUGUGAUUAUCCUAUUGGCAUAUAUACUCAAGAGGAAGAGAGAAAAGGUGAGAGAUAAAUGGAAGAGAAGAUUCAAAGAGAUAAAUGGUCUGACUGCAAAUAAAGUUGGAGAUAGUAGAAGCCAUCUAGCAAUUUUCAGUCACAGGACCAUACUUGCUGCAACCAAUAAUUUCUCUGCAGCUAACAAGCUUGGACAAGGUGGUUUUGGCUCAGUUUACAAGGGUCAACUAGCUAAUGGACAAGAGAUUGCUGUGAAAAGGUUAGAAAAGAAUUCAAGGCAAGGAAUUGAAGAAUUUAAAAAUGAAGUAAUGCUAAUUGCAAAACUUCAGCACAAGAAUCUUGUCAAACUCUUAGGAUGCUGUAUUGAGGAAGAAGAACCAAUGUUAAUUUAUGAAUACUUGUCAAACAAAAGCUUGGACUUAUUGCUUUUUGAUGAAAUGAGAAGGUCAAUCCUAAACUGGAAAAACCGCUUUGAUAUAAUUAUUGGAAUUGCUCGUGGGAUCUUAUACCUUCACCAAGACUCAAGAUUGAGAAUUAUUCAUAGAGAUCUAAAAACUAGUAAUAUUUUAUUAGACGAAGAGAUGAAUCCAAAAAUUUCAGAUUUCGGUAUAGCGAGAAUAUUCGAAGGCAAACAAAUCCAAGAAAAGACGAAAAAAAUUAUUGGUACAUUUGGUUAUAUGUCGCCUGAGUACAUUAUUCGCGGAAAAUUUUCAAUUAAAUCCGAUGUCUACAGCUAUGGUGUUAUAUUAUUGGAGGUCAUUGCUGGCAAGAAGAACAAUAACUUUUGCCCAGAGGAUUCUUCUUCAAGCUUGAUAGAAUAUGCAUGGGAGAUGUGGAUAGAGGAUAGGGCACUGGAAAUAAUUGAUUCAUCAUUGAAGGAGUCGUAUGAUUCUCAUGAAGCCUUGAGAUGCAUCCAAAUUGGAUUAUUAUGUGUGCAAGCUAAUGAAAUGGAUAGACCAACAAUGUCUAAUGUUCUUCUAAUGUUAAGUAGUGAAAUAUCUCUUCCUUCUCCAAAACAAUCUGCAUUUAUUGUUAGUAAAAGAUUUUAUAAUGAUUGUGUAAGAGAAGAAAGAUCGUGUUCUGUAAAUGAGACCACAAUCACUACAGUUGUAAGUCGUUAAAGAUAUAUGUAUUUAUUAAACACCAACAUAGUACGAAACUUGUAAAAAACUUUCUUUUUUUAGUAAAUAUUUUGGACUCUGAUAA